Molecule: messenger RNA, 1858 nt
Organism: Zychaea mexicana
Lineage: Eukaryota; Fungi; Mucoromycota; Mucoromycetes; Mucorales; Lichtheimiaceae
Product: Alpha/Beta hydrolase protein
Exons: 3
Coding region: 274-1701 (475 amino acids)
Molecular function (GO): hydrolase activity
Source: RefSeq, a predicted model, not a curated record
CAACAUGACGACGGUGAAAAAGCUACAGCAUCGAUUGCUCCGCACCGAACGCACCAAGAUAUCGCUUAGAAAGAGCCAGGCUGCUGCUCAUGCAAAGACAAAAGAGCCAACGACAGGAAUACCACCCCGAUUAUGGGGCCACCUCAUACCACCCAUGCCUGUCGUCACUUCAACCAUCUAUCGUCAUUACGCUAAAGGUACGACUGUGACUCUUCCGUAGCCCGGCAUAUCCGCUCAAGAAGCUCUCACACAAGACGAGUGUAUUAAUGCAUAAUGCAACACUCUAUGCCAACAACAACAACAACAACAAUGUUAACAGGUCCACCCGCCAAAUCCUGGUCACUGACAUUCGACCUGGCUAUUGCAAUCGUGUCAGACCUACUGAGACGCUCCAGCAGCAAAACGGUCGAAGAUCUGCAAAGGCUAUCCACCACCAAAGGCGCGCCCGUACCGUCGGACAUGAAACGACACAAAGUACUCCUUCCUCAAGACUAUCGGGUUCGGGCUGGGAAUCACUUGGGCUGCUUAUUCACUGCCCAAGACGAGCAGGCCAUUGGCUGGGACUGGAAGAGCGACAAGAAGCGGGUCAAGGAGCUCAAGGGCGAAUGGAUGCAGCCCAAAAAGGUGAGCAGCCCAUUGAAAAGGACGAUCCUGUAUCUUCACGGUGGUGCGUACUAUUUAGGCUCAUAUGGGCUGUAUCGCAACCUGCUGGCCAGGCUUGCAAAGUUGUCAGAUGCUCGAGUAUUUGCCAUCAACUACCGAUUGGCACCCCAACACCCCUUUCCAGCGGCUGUUGAGGAUGCAUUGGCGGCGUAUCUGUACAUGCUCGACCCACCUGAAGGGAUUGACCCCGUUGAUCCUAACUCGAUCGUUGUCGCAGGAGACAGCGCUGGAGGCGGAUUGUCUCUGUCACUCUUGCUAGCGCUUCGCGAUGCUGGGUUACCGUUGCCGGGUGGUGCCAUGACUUUAUCACCAUGGGUGGACCUGACUCACAGUUUACCGUCCAUCAUCAACAACAUCUCCACCGACUAUUUGCCCCCGACAGGCUUCAAACACGCACCCUCGAAAGCACAAGACUAUACUCUCCUACCACCUCUGAAAAGGACAUGCAGCAUCGGCCCAUUUGCUGAAUCAGAUUUAGAUCGUGUUCAGUUCUAUGCCGACAACAGGGUCCUAAAACAUCCGCUUGUCAGUCCGGUCUUUGACAAGAAGAGUUUGCGCGGUUUGCCGAAGCUGUUGAUACAGACAGGCACAGCCGAACGUUUACACGAUGAAGCCGUUUAUGCUGCACUUUUGGCCAGCGAUCCGCUUUUCUCCUGCAACGACAAGAAAGAUGACAAGGGUGACGACGAUCGCACAGACGUUACACUCGAGAUCUAUGUGGACCAGCCCCACGUGUUUCAGAUUAUUCUACCUACACGAUCAUCCACCUGCGCCAUCAAACGACUAGCAGAUUUCGUACGAGACGCUACCGUGCAAGAAGACAUAGAAACAUCACCGGAUAGUAAUACAACGAAGGGAUCCAAAUUAAAGGUACACACUAUAUCGCCACGCGGCAAUAUCAGCGAAACCAAGAACGAACUGUUGGACACGUUCAAGGAUGGAACCAAAUGGACGGAUUGGCAGGCUUCCUUGGCCAAAGAGAGUCUCCGUAGUCGGUUAGAGGAUGUAGAAGCAGCUGUCGCAAAGCUAGAUGUUUGAAUAGCCUGCUCCCUCAACAAGUAUAGUUUUUGAUAGUUGAUGUGCGUCUCCCUCACACCUCUUUCGAACAAGUAUAAUCCAUCUCUUUUGAUCAUGACUUCUGUACUAUUUCUACUUUGUCGGUUGACUUUUUAGUUUAAGAAAAAAGCGAUUUCAG